This is a messenger RNA of Alternaria postmessia, 1827 nucleotides long. Its product is annotated as putative secondary metabolism biosynthetic enzyme. Gene Ontology annotation, biological process: L-leucine catabolic process; ketone body biosynthetic process. Lineage: Eukaryota; Fungi; Ascomycota; Dothideomycetes; Pleosporales; Pleosporaceae. The transcript has 2 exons. Bases 1 to 1827 code for a protein of 608 amino acids. Gene Ontology annotation, molecular function: hydroxymethylglutaryl-CoA lyase activity. The record is from RefSeq and is a predicted model, not a curated record.
AUGGCUAGUGUUUCUCCUACCGGUGACCAUGUUCGCAUCGUCGAAGUCGGACCUCGCGAUGGGUUGCAAAACAUCACGACGCCCGUCCCCACUGCAACCAAGAUCUCCCUCAUACAACGCCUCCACUCAGCUGGCUUACGCGCAAUCGAAGUCACAUCCGCCGUUUCGUCCAAAGCGGUUCCGCAAUUGGCUGAUAAUCAGAAAGUGUUGUCGCACGGCGUCGUCAAGGAUCUGAUCAGCCAGGACAAUCUGAGGCUGCCGGUUUUGGUGCCGAAUAGGAAGGGAUUGGAAUUAGCCAUGAAGCUGGGGGUCAAGGAGGUCGCAGUCUUCGUAGGUGCGACCGAGGGAUUCAGUAAGGCGAAUACAAAUUGUACUGUUGAAGAGGGGCUGGCACGGGCGAAAGUAGUGGCUGGUAUUGCAAAGGGGAAGGGAAUGCAGGUCAGAGGAUACAUAUCUUGCAUCUUUCAUGAUCCGUACGACGGUCCAACUGCGGAGGCAGCAGUUCUCCACGGCGUGCGGGGACUGCUAGCAAUGGGAUGUUACGAAGUCAGCUUGGGAGACACAGUCGGUAUCGGCGCUGCAGCAGAUGUGCAACGCUUGCUGAAAUACUUGUUCCACCAUGGUAUCCCAGCGGAAAAGCUUGCAGGGCAUUUUCAUGACACCUAUGGGCAAGCAGUGUCGAACGUCUGGACGGCGUUUGAACUCGGGCUGCGUACAUUCGACAGUAGUGUGGCCGGUCUUGGUGGUUGUCCGUUUGCUCCAGGCGCUAAAGGGAACGUUGCUUCCGAAGAUCUCGUGUAUCUCUUCGAACGAGCUGGAGUUCAAACAGGUGUCAGUCUGCUGGAUCUGGUGCGGACUGGUUCCUGGAUAUCAGAACAACUUAAAAGAGAAAAUGGGAGUCGUGUCGGGGCAGCUCUGGCUCGCAAACACGGAUUCACUACCCCUCGUGCGCCACCUGCGGAACGACAACACGAAGGAGGCAAAAUGGUAUGGUUUCCGACAUCAGACCGAUUCGAAGGUUUACAGAUCCUCCGUUCGGGUCCCAAUGUUAAGAUCGUUCUCAAUCGCUCAAAGAAUGGCAACACGCUAACGGCAUCAAUCAUCACCAACCUCACUGGGUUCUUCGCGCGUGUAGCGACGGAUGACACAAUAACGCGCAUCGUGCUCACCGCUAACGGAAAGUUCUUUUGUACCGGCAUGGAUCUCGGCAAUGAUAGUUCUGUCGCACGCAGCACUUCAGCCAGCACCGAACAAUUCCAACGAUUGACACGACUUUUCGAGGCCAUAGAUACCGCCCCACAGGUUACUAUCGCAGCAAUCAACGGCCCGGCAUUUGGUGGUGGUGUGGGGUUGGCAUUUGCCUGUGAUAUCCGUAUUGGGGUGGCGAACAGCACGUUCACGCUGAGCGAGGUCAAACUUGGGCUCUGUGCUGCCACGAUAUCGAAAUAUGUGCUUCGAGAAUGGGGUCCGUCAUUCGGCAGGGAGGCCAUGCUCACCGCGCGCCCUAUCAAGCUCGCAGAGUUGUUAUCCUUGGGUAUCGUGUCAAAGGUAGUCGAGAGCCCAGACAUGCUAGACAGUGCCGCGGAUGAGUUGUUGCAGGGAUUGAAGCACGCUGCCCCACGGGCAUCGACAUUGAGCAAGAAACUGGUUAUAGCGAGUCAGAACAAAGAAGGUGAACAGAGUCAAACAGAGUGCAUUGAAGAAGCUUUUGGGGAGAUGAUGGCGCCUGGGGGAGAGUCGGAGUUUGGGUUGAAGGAGUUUCAGGCGGGACGGAGGGCAACUGACUGGGAUGUCUAUGUGAUGGCAAAGGGAAAGGCGAAGCUUUAG